GCGCGAAGCUGGGUUAUGCCUCGGGCCGGGAAGUCGAGGGGCGCCGCGGGCCCUCAAGCUGGAUUUGGAGGAGAAACUGUUUGGACAGCAUCUGGCCACGGAAGUGAUUCUCAAGGCUCUGACUGGCUUCAGGAACAACAGAAAUCCCAAGAAACCUCUGACCCUUUCCUUGCAUGGUUGGGCUGGCACAGGCAAGAAUUUUAUCAGCCAAAUCGUGGCAGAAAAUCUUCACCCAAAAGGCCUGAAGAGUAACUUUGUGCACCUGUUCGUAUCGACUCUACACUUCCCUCAUGAGCAGAAGAUAAAACUGUACCAGGACCAGUUACAGAAGUGGAUCCGUGGUAACGUGAGUGCGUGUGCCAGCUCGCUCUUCAUAUUUGACGAGAUGGAUAAACUGCACCCCGGGGUCAUCGACGCCAUCAAGCCCUUUCUGGACUACUAUGAGCAGGUCGACGGCGUGUCCUACCGCAAAGCCAUCUUCAUUUUUCUCAGCAAUGCGGGUGGGGACCUCAUAACCAAGGUGGCCCUUGACUUCUGGCGGGCAGGAAGGAAGAGGGAGGACAUUCAGCUGAAAGACCUGGAGCCUGUGCUGUCUGUUGGAGUCUUCAAUAAUAAACACAGUGGCCUGUGGCACAGUGGGCUGAUAGACAGAAACCUCAUCGAUUACUUCAUCCCUUUCCUGCCCCUGGAGUACAGACAUGUGAAAAUGUGCGUGAGGGCCGAGAUGAGGGCCCGUGGCUCUGCUGUAGAUGAAGACAUUGUCACCAGAGUAGCCGAUGAAAUGACGUUUUUCCCCAAAGACGAGAAAAUCUACUCAGACAAGGGUUGCAAAACCGUGCAGUCUCGGCUGGAUUUCCAUUGAGCUCUGCCCCGGGCCGGUGGGAGGCGCCAGAGGCUCAGUGCGUAGGCUCUGUGUGGCAGGGCCCUGCCUUUCUGAAGCACUUUGAAGACCCUGCUGGGUUUUGCACAUUUGCACCUGUGGACAUCCGCGAUCUAGAAGAUUUUAAGAACUGGUUUUGAAAAGACACUUGUCUGUCAAGUGCACUGGCCAUUGUGCAGUGACAGGGUCCAGCUGCUGCCUGCAGCUGAGGAUGGACUUCGAACUUACCGUUCCUGACCCUGACAAAAGUGCCUGUAAAUAGUUGUGGGUGUGAGCUCGAGGAUGGCACCCACACCUCAGGGCUCCUGUGACCAGCAGGAUUCAUGGACCCCGCUGCAGUCUGGGGCAUUCCGUUUUCAUCUGCCUAGAACAUUCUUGCUCGGUUUCCUUCUCUGCACGGAGGGCUCCCCGACUCCAGUAUUUUCAGUUCCUGUAAGUGCAGUGUCACGGGGAGGACGUGGCCCUGCAGGCUGGGUGCUCUUGACCUUGGGUGAGCUGUCUGCGUGAGGGUGGGGGCCCCGCCUGAGGGCCCUGAAGCAUACAGGGACAUUCAGGACCGUCCUCGGCCCGUCACUCUGGCUGCCAAUCACAGCUCUGGUCUUGGAAUUCCUCUGCCCAUCUGCCCCGUGGCAUCGGCCCCAGCUGCCUUGUCCCGCAUCUCCUGAAUGUCAGUCACUACCAGAUUUCCCCAACGAACCAAAAUGAGACCGCUGGCUUUGAACUGGAGUCGUUGGUCCCCAUGGUGACACGUUGUCUGUUACACUCAAUGUGAGGGUUCGUCUCUCGCUUUACUCCAUAGAAAUGAUUGAAAUCCGUAGGACACUCAUUCUCUGCGGAUGCCACGUGCCCAGACUGGACAGUCACCUUGCAGAUUCUGCCUUGCCAAAGUGGGGUUGCUGUACCCUAGAAAUGCUGGAGUUUUCGAGGAUAUGUCUAUUUUUAAUAUUGUUUUUACCUCUGAGUCUUUAUUAUUAAUACAAGUAUAAGAUGUUGCUUAUUUUAAAAUGGGAAAGACACAAAAUGGAAUGUUUAUUCUCUUCUCAGAUGCUCUUAAAACAAGUGGUAUGAAUCUUCCUAGUUAAAUGUGAUUAAUAUAUGGCCACAAUUGCAGAUCAGACAAGGUCGGUGUGAAGUUGGGGCUGGCCCUGGGUGCCCUGUGUGAUAAUGAGCCCCUCCAGGGCAGUCAGGCGGUACUACCUGACCACUGGGAAGUAAGACUCAGGUCCCGGCCAGUGCAGAUUGUCUGGCUUCCAUAGUUCCAGUGCAGCUGCAGACAUGGGGUUAGGAUGUGCAGCACUUUUACAUAUAAAAUGUGGUAGACUGAAUAUUUUAUGACAUGGAAAUGUCUUACACGAUUAUCGCACUUGGUUUUUAAAAAAUAAUGCCAAAGUGAGGCUUAAAAUUUUUAGGACAUAUUUUCAGAUUGGAGCUAAGUUACAUUCUCCUACAACCUUUCUCUUACAACCUUCUGGGUGCCUGGCCAAGAGAUGGGGUUGUCUCUGUUUACAGUGAUGCAACAAUCUCAACACGUGUUGGCCACCUUUGGACUGCUGUUAGCGAUCCGUAACUUGAAAAGGCCUCAGUUGACCGCAGCCCAGCCUCCCCCACCCCUGGUAAGAUGUGGACAGGAGCUUGAAUUGACCUACUGAAUAUAAACUAAUAAAGCCUAAAUCAUGUCAUAUGAGA
Molecule: messenger RNA, 2566 nt
Organism: Tupaia belangeri chinensis (Chinese tree shrew)
Lineage: Eukaryota; Metazoa; Chordata; Mammalia; Scandentia; Tupaiidae
Gene: TOR1B
Product: torsin family 1 member B
Biological process (GO): nuclear membrane organization; protein localization to nucleus
Cellular component (GO): endoplasmic reticulum lumen; endoplasmic reticulum; nuclear envelope
Molecular function (GO): ATP binding; ATP hydrolysis activity; kinesin binding
Source: RefSeq, a predicted model, not a curated record